AAAACGACCUCUCUGUUCGGUUAAUUAGCGCGGAUUAAGAUCGAUCAAAAGGCUGCAUCUACUAAGUUCGAGUAAAAGCAAGCCACCCGUUUCAAUCCAUGGCGGCGACAGCGGACAACGGCGAAAAGAUGAUCCUCCUGAUCAGCUCGGACGGCGAGCGUUUUGAGCUGUCGGAGGCGGCGGCGAGUCAGUCAAAGACGUUAUCCCACAUGAUCGAGGAUGACUGCACCGACAAUGGGGUUCCCCUCCCCAACGUCACCGCCGUCGUUCUCGCCAAGGUGGUCGAGUACUUCAAGAAACACGCCGCCGUCACCCCCAAGCCGGCCACAGAAGCCGUCGCCGCUGAUAAAGCGAAGAGGGAGGAGGAGCUCAAGAGCUUCGACGCCGAGUUCGUCGACGUCGACAGGACGAUGGUGUUCGAGUUGAUUUUGGCUGCAAACUUCUUGAACGCGCAGGACCUGCUAGAUCUGACCUGCCAGCACGCGGCGGACUUGAUCAAAGACAUGUCGGUGGAGGAGGUCAGGGAGGUGUUCAACAUCACCAAUGACUUCACGCCAGAGGAGGAGGCGGAGGUCCGUAAGGAGAACGCUUGGGCUUUUGACAACUAGGGUAUCAAAGAUUGAUAUAAUUUAGGCAUUUGUCAUUAACUAUCGUCGUGUGUUAGUUACUAGUACUUAUUUAGCACUGAUAGGAUUUAGCUGUUUAGGUG
Messenger RNA from Oryza sativa Japonica Group (Japanese rice), 709 nucleotides. RefSeq names its product SKP1-like protein 5. Lineage: Eukaryota; Viridiplantae; Streptophyta; Magnoliopsida; Poales; Poaceae. Gene Ontology annotation, biological process: SCF-dependent proteasomal ubiquitin-dependent protein catabolic process. Gene Ontology annotation, molecular function: cullin family protein binding. Gene Ontology annotation, cellular component: nucleus; cytoplasm. The record is from RefSeq and is a predicted model, not a curated record.